This is a messenger RNA of Moesziomyces antarcticus, 1557 nucleotides long. Its product is annotated as peroxisomal membrane protein PEX16. The transcript has a single exon. Gene Ontology annotation, cellular component: peroxisomal membrane. NCBI's taxonomy places the organism in Eukaryota, Fungi, Basidiomycota, Ustilaginomycetes, Ustilaginales, Ustilaginaceae. The record is from RefSeq and is a predicted model, not a curated record. Bases 1 to 1557 code for a protein of 518 amino acids. Gene Ontology annotation, biological process: peroxisome organization.
AUGGCGCUCUUCAAGCAGUACGACGACUUCCUCCUCGACAACGCCUCCCAGAUCACUGCGGUCGAAAGCUCGCUCCGCUCCAUCACCUACUUCCUUCCAGGUCGUUUCAAAGAUGCAGAGCUCGCCGGAGAGGCCCUCUACGCCUCGCUGAAUCUGCUCGGUCUCUACCACGACUCCAUCCUCGCACGCGCGCUCGACAGGCACGACCCCGAAGCAACCACAUCCACCACAGUGUCGAACCCUUCGGAGAAGCGCAUCGCACCAUCCACCACCUCGCAGUACACCAACGCCAUCACCGGCAUCACUCCCUCCGAGCAUGCAAGAUACACCCAGCACUUUUCUCGCAACUCCAACGGCUACAAUCGCGUAGCCAGAACCCUCGUCGUUAUCGGCUACUUUGAGCUCCUCGCAGAGAUGGUCGCCAGGAGAAAGCUCGGGCGCAGAAAGGCAUGGGACGUCGUCGCUGCCAUCGAAGCAAUCAAGGUCGCCCUGCGUCUCAGCCUCGUUCACCUCUCGGGCAACCGCAUGCCCAUCCACCCACCCAUUCCAGAGCGCGAAGUCGAUCCCGCUGCCCUCGAGCGCGGCAGGGCAAAGACCAUGGGCGAAUUGUCGACAAGGCUCGAUCAAGCCGUCCAAUCUUCGCACCAAGCCCUCUCCGACUCGGAGCUUCCCCUGCCCAAGGGCUUUUGGAAGGGCUCUCGCACCGGCCUCUUGCGACCCACGCUCGCCUCCCUUCGACCCGGCUACGACGACGCCGAAUCAGAGCCCGUGCCAUCGGUCGCCGAACCCGACCGCCGACCGCCGCACCUUCGCGCCAUGCGGAUCAAUGCCGCUCAGUCGGGCUCCGACACCGACGAUACCCUGGUCGACUCCACCCGCCUCACCGCAUCCACCAUGGCGCUCAGCACGCAUUCCAACCCAGACGCCCACCCACCUUCGCCUCCCGUCCAGAUGAAGCCGUGGUCCGAGUCGCAGAUCAACGACUACCUCCUCUCGCGCGUGCUCAACAUCAACGACGUGCGCAAGCCCGAGGACCUCGUCCGACCGCUCCGCAACCGCACCGCGUGGACUGCAGAAGCGCUCUGGAUCCUGCGUCCUUUCCUCUACGUCAUGGCCCUUCGACGGUGGGGUCGAAGGGCGACGCUUCCGUUUGUGCUUUCCUUUGUGCUCGAGUAUCUCGCCAAACAGCUGCGCUCCCGAUCCUUCAGCCCACCCGGUGCUGCCGCCAAGAAUCCCUUCGCCACUAAUCCGCUCAUGGCCGCUCUCAUGGGCCAGAACCCUCUCCUCUCCAUCAUCACCAACAUCUUCAUGGGCGGCAAUCCGGCAGACAAGGCAAAACGUCCCAUCUCGGCCGUCGAAGAUGCAGAAUGGUCCAAACGCGGCAACGCCUUCUGGUACUACCUCCUCCGUGGACCCGUGUGGUACAACUUUACCCGUCCCAAACUCGCUAGCCUCGCCGAUCGAACCCAGGGUAAAUUCCUCAUCGGCAUCAUCGGCGGCAUGCUCGGCGACUACCUCCCACUCAUCGACGACUACUACUUCUACUCGGCCACCUGA